Messenger RNA from Protopterus annectens (West African lungfish), 4493 nucleotides. RefSeq names its product integrin subunit alpha E (gene ITGAE). Gene Ontology annotation, molecular function: integrin binding. The record is from RefSeq and is a predicted model, not a curated record. The transcript has 37 exons. NCBI's taxonomy places the organism in Eukaryota, Metazoa, Chordata, Ceratodontiformes, Protopteridae. Gene Ontology annotation, biological process: cell adhesion mediated by integrin; integrin-mediated signaling pathway; cell-cell adhesion. The coding region runs from base 126 to 4493 and encodes 1455 amino acids. Gene Ontology annotation, cellular component: integrin complex; external side of plasma membrane.
AGCACGCAAGCUGACAGCCUUUGUCACAUUAAACAGUCAGCAGUCAAACAUUAAUUCAUCUUUAAGUGGAAUCUUUAUUUUAUUUUUCUGUUGCCAUCUAUUCAUGAAGCUGAAGGAUUAAUAUAAUGAAAUCAAUAUUGCAAAUGGUUCUCUUUUUGGCCUUAUUAGAUGAACUGAGAAGUUUCAACAUUGACCUCAAUAGAAAAUGGAUUAUACCAGGAAAAAAGGAAGCAUUUUUUGGGCACAAAGUUGUUCAGUACUCAAAUAAAGAAGGCAAUGGGGUUUUGGUAACUGCUCCACUGACUAUCAGAAAUAAGCGACUAAUGCCAGAGAUCCACAAAUGCACUGUUCGGGAUAAAAAAUGCAACAUAGUUAACCUGGAAGUCCCUGAGAAGAAACGCAUGAGACCUGGCCUAUUUCUGACAAGGAAUCCAAGGGAUUAUGACCUCUUGGUUUGUCAGCAAUACAAGAGUUUUCGGUUUAAAAGCAGUGUCGAGGAAUUAAAUGGAAUUUGCUCUGUGCUGAAUUCUGAUUUAAGCAAAAGAUAUAAUUUCACUCCUGUUGAGCUUGUUGAAAAGACUCUUAAGGAAAUUAACAACAACAAUAACAACAACAAUAAGAACGAGAUGGAAAACAUCAUGGUAAAACCUGACAGUAUUUCCAUUAACAACAACAAUAACAACAACAACGUCAAUAACAGUCGCAGAAGAGAGCAGAAUAUUAUGGAAGAAAGACUGGAGGUUGUUUUUGUUCUCGAUGGUUCUGAUAGCAUCAAGUCUAAUGAAUUUGAAAUGGCCAAGAAUUUCAUAACUAAUGUAAUGACAAGACUUUCAGAGGCAAGUCCCGAUUGUGCUUUUGCAUUUGUGCAGCAUGGGUCUAAAAUCCAGACAGAGCUGAGUUUACAGGAAAGUCAGAACACACUCCAAGCCAUUGAAAGAGUCCGGAGUAUCUCUCAGCUGCAUGGACUGGCAAAGACAGCUUCUGCUAUAAAGCAGGCCAUAGAUAUCUUAACUGGAGAAAGUGGAUCCAGAGAGAAUGCUACAAAAACGAUGAUUGUUUUGAGUGAUGGAAUCAUCCCUGGGGAUCCUGUGAAUUUGUUACAUGUGGUUGACUCCCCUCAAAUGGCUGCCAUUCAACGAUUUUUUAUUGGGAUUGGAAAUGCUUUUAAGGGACAGACUGCUCUGACAGAGGCACAUCAGAUUGCGUCAGCGCCGAUUACGGACCACCUGUUUCUUGUUGAUAAAUAUGCAGAUCUUGAGCAAAUGGCAGCAUCAAUAGUAGAAAACCUACUGCAGAGAACAGACAAAGAGAGAUUGGAGGUUGCUUUUGUACUUGAUGGAUCUGGAAGCAUUGCAUCAGAAGAUUUUCAACAAGCAAAGGACUUCAUCACUAAAAUAAUGACAUCAUUAUGGAAAGAUGUUUCUAAAUGCUUAUUUGCAGUUGUGCAAUAUGGAGAUGAAAUAAAAACAGAAUUGUCCUUUAAUGAAAGUUAUAAGAAACAGCAAGCAUUAGAAAGAGUUCAAGGAAUCAUUCAGUUGGGUAAAGUGACAAAGACUGCAUCUGCUAUACAGCACACACUGAAUAUCUACAAACAGAAUGGAUUAGAGCGGCAUGCUAGGAAAAUAAUGAUUGUUCUGACAGAUGGUGAAAUAUUUUUGGACCCUCUGGAUUUGGCAACAGUAAUUAAUUCAACUGGCAUGGCAGAUAUUGAGAGCUUCGCCAUUGGGGUUGGAAUUCAUUUAAAUAGAAAUGCAGUGGCAGAACUUCAGCUGAUUGCUACCGACCCUGAUCAGGACCAUAUGUUUCUGGUGAAAGACUACACAGUUUUGGAAGGGCUGGUGAAAACAAUAAAGGGGAGAAUCCUUAUGACAAAAACAAAAGACACCCUGCUUUUUGACCUGAAUAAAAAUAACAACAACAAUGAAGACACAGAUGAUGAAGACCCUGAAAAAGCCACAGAAAUUGCAAUUGUACUUGACGGUUCAGGAAGCAUUGAGAAAGAAGACUUUGAAAAGGCCAAGACAUUUAUCUCCAACAUGACUCGAGAAUUUUGGCAGACGUGUACUAUGUGUGAGUUUGCUGUUGUACAGUAUGGUGAAGAAAUAAGAACAGAAUUUGACUUUCAAGAUAGCCGUAGAAGUACAGAAGUUGUUUGGGAAAAACUGAAGAAUAUAACUCAGCUGGGAAAAGUGACUAAGACAGCCUCGGCACUGAAGCAUGUCUUGGACAAUAUAUUUUCAGAAAAACAUGGCUCAAGGAAGGAUUCCACCAAGAUUAUAAUUGUGUUAACUGACGGAGAAAUUUUCCUGGAUCCACUUAAUUUAACAUAUGUGUUAAAUUUACCCAAAAUGGCUGAAGUUAAUGAUCGUUAUGCAAUAGGGGUUGGAAAGGAUUUUAAUAAACCAUCUGUAAUGGAACAACUAACACAAAUUGCUAAGUAUAAUGACAGUGAUCACGUUUUUCGUGUGGACAAUUAUGAAGGCUUAAACAGUCUGCUGUCAAAACUAGGAAAAAACAUAGUGGGUAUAGAAGGAACAAAGGGUUCUACUUUACAACUAGAAUUAGCACAAGCUGGAUUCAGUGCCAGUAUUCUGGAUGAUGGAGGUAUUCUAAUAGGUGCAGUGGGUGCCUUUGACUGGAAUGGUGGACUGAUACUACAGAAAUCAGACAGAGAAAUACACUUUCUAAAUGAUUCAAACAUCGAUGAAGAUAUAUCAAAAAAGUUUGGCUAUUUAGGUUACAGUGUGGCUUCUAUUCGAAGAAAUGAUGAAUACAAAUAUCUCUAUGUCUCUGGAGCACCCCGACACAGUGGCACAGGAAAGGUCCUGGUGUUCAGACAGGAUAAAUGGACAGUUGGAAGCUUGCCUGAUUUGAAUGGGGAGCAGGUUGGUUCCUAUUUUGGUGCAGAGCUUUGUGCUCUUGAUAUCAACAAGGACAAUGUGACUGACUUCCUCCUUGUAGGGGCACCCUUUUUCCAUAACAGAGGAGAGGAGGGCAAAGUUUAUGUGUAUCGUAUAACCAGUGAGGAUGUCUUCACGAAUGCAAUGGAACUAAAAGGAUUAUCAAAGUAUUAUUUUUCUCGAUUUGGAUUUGCCAUUUCUAACAUUGGUGACAUCAACAAGGAUGGUUACAAUGACAUUGCCAUUGGAGCACCUCUUGAAGAAGACUUGCCUGGAACUUCUGGAAGUAUUUACAUUUUUAAUGGUCAGAAAAAUGGCCUUAUGCAUACGUUUUCUCAGCAUAUAGCAGCAGCAGAUGUUGGACAAGGUCUGAUGUACUUUGGACAGUCCAUUGAUGGUGGUUUCGAUGUCACAUCUGAUGGUUUAGAUGAUAUUGCUGUAGGAGCAUAUGGAAAUCUGAUAGUAUUAAGGUCAAGACCUGUAAUUACAUUGAGAACUGUGGUAACAUUUUCUCCACCAGAAGUACCACUGUCUUUUCAGAUGGCUAAAGAAUCAUCAGAUAAUGUUAUCACUGCAAAAGUCUGCUUUAAAAUCGAGCCAGAAUUUAAAGAUCUUUUUCUGUCCUACAUUGAUUAUACCAUGGAACUGGAUGUGAGAGAAGAAAAUAAAAGAAUACAAUUUGCAAACAAUGAAAGACAAUUUUCUUUACGAUACAUUGAAAGUAAAUGCUGGAGCAACACAUUGUUCAUCUUGCCAUGCACAUCAGAUUGUUUCUCAGAUAUUAUAAUUGGAGUCAAGUAUUCCCUCCGAAAUUCAGAUGAAACUCGCGAUAAUCCAGCUCCUGUUCUAGACAAAUUCAGCACACUCUCCAACAACUUCUCUCUCCCAUUUGAAAAAGACUGUGGAACGGAUUCUGUUUGUGAAGCAGACUUAUUCUUGGAUGCAAGAUUGCCACAAAACAUGACUGUGAUCAUCGGCUUAACCAAAAGUUUUCCUAUGGACAUACAGCUGGAAAACAAAGGAGAAGAUGCAUACAUAACAACCAUGAUUUUCACUUAUCCACAAUUUAUGAUAUUCAAUCAGGUGUCAAAAACAGAGGUCAUCUCAUCCCCCAGUAUAAAAUGCACUGAUUCCAGAUCAGGAAACUUAUCAGAUUCUGAGCUAAUAUGCAAUAUUGGACACCCCGUAUUCAAAGCUAAAACACAACUGAACUUUACAGUUUCUUGGCAACUGGAUUCAAAAAAUGUGUAUCCUGAAGAUGCUGCAAACAUUAGUAUUGCAGUAAAUAGUACAAAUAAAAAUAAAGCUGGGCCAAUCAGUGAGCUUCGCUGCUUCCCGGUCCAACAUAUCCUUGAGGUAGAUCUGAAACAACCAUCUCCUUACUCAAUGAAUAUAAGCAAAGAAAAGUCAUAUAACUUAUCAAGCAGAUUUGAAAUUAAAGGAAGUAACCCCUUUGGUGCCAAAAUUGAUACAGUAAUUUCUAUUCCUGUCAGAGUUCAAGACAAGACGGUAUUGACAGUGAAAUCUGUAGAAGGCACACAGGGCAUUCUUCUUUAUGAAGAAUGCCCUUUGAGUCCAGUCACACAGACGUGA